Messenger RNA from Esox lucius (northern pike), 2869 nucleotides. RefSeq lists its product as uncharacterized. Lineage: Eukaryota; Metazoa; Chordata; Actinopteri; Esociformes; Esocidae. The transcript is spliced from 2 exons. The record is from RefSeq and is a predicted model, not a curated record. The coding region runs from base 990 to 2282 and encodes 430 amino acids.
UUCUCAUUAGACAAAUUAGACUAUAUAGAAGUUUGGUGAACUGAACCCAACAUUAAUUGGUGCCGAAACCCGGGAUCCGAUACCUGCCCGUCGGGGCGACGGAGGAGCAACAGGUCAUUAACACCGUCGACGGCCCCGCCGACCUUCACGGAGGGGGACCACCUAGGUGUUGAUCCGCGGCCGUCCCGAGGGACAGUGAAGGAUCCCGUCGAACCAGGACCUCACCGGGAGACAGAAAAACGGUAAAAGUUUUCGUUAUCUUUUAGAAAAAAGUAGUGAGUCGUGUGGAAACCACUAAGAAACUGUAUUCGUGGGUUAGAUAAAAAGCGUGUCAGGGAUACGUUGUCUAGGUCUGGGACCUGGUGGGGAAAUCAGGGAUUUCUAGCCAACCUAAACGCUCUCUACGGUCGUGGGUUAGAUUAAAAAUGUGUCAGGGAUACGUUGUCUAGGUCUGGGACCUGGUGGAGAAAUCAGGGAUUUCUAGCCAACCUAAACGACAGUCGUGGGUUAGAUUAAAAACGUGUCAGGGAUACGUUGUCUAGGUCUGGGACCUGGUGGGGAAUCGGGGAUUUCCAACCAACCUAAACGCUGAGAUCUGGGAUUUUCGUGGAGAGACAGUAAAUGGUGGAUUCGAUAGGAUUCACUAUAAACAAGAUAAGAACCUUUUAUUGAAUUAAAGUUAAAAUUAGAAGGGACGUCCCAGGCUCUCCUGAAACCGGGUGACGAAAUCCUGAUAAAGGUCAUCAAAAGGAAGUCCUGGGCGACACCCAAGUGGGAAGGACCGUUCCGAGUACUCAUUACCACCCCAACUGCGGUAAAAAUCGCAGAACGAAGCACCUGGAUACAUCAGUCCCAGUGCAAGAAGUUGACACCAGACGCUGCCCUUGAGUAAGCGGGAAGACGGACGGUAUCAAAACCCUUGUCCGCCGAAGAAACCAACAGACACUCACUCACCAGCCACAGGGAAAAACCACAGGGAAUCAAGAGGAAUGAUGACAUCAUUAUACGCCGCCACCUUCCUCUUGGUGAUCGGGACAUCAGGAACCUGGGGAAAGCCAUGGUAUACCCCUGCAAACAUGCCCCUCGGAUGGGUGGACGGAGAAUGCCCAGCGCCAGGGAAUGCCAUUGUGCCAGUAUACUGUGCGCCGCAAGGAAAUGGGCCAACCACCUUUACUGUACCAUUGUUGAGUUUGAAGAAUUGGGGAGCAUCACAACUGGGGUCGUAUUACGUGGGGUAUGACUGGUAUUCUCUAAAUUGUGACACCACUGGGUAUUGGGCAAACGAUUGGGAACACGUCCAUAUGCAUACGGCCUACCCCAACCACAAAAACCAAACAGAGGCUUGGGAAGUGGCUAAAGAAACAAAGCAGGUGAUGAAGGUAUUAUCGGGUCUCACCAUCCAGGACAAUGUUUUGAACAUGCAGAUAGUGCCAGUGACCGUAGGCUGCAUAGACCUUUACCUUAGACCGGACGUCUCAGGGAAGGACCCAUGGUUCCCCAUUACGGUAUGUAUAACCACCACCAAAAUAGAGGCCAUGGUACGGUCCAGCGAUCCAUAUCUGAAACCCGAGAUAAAACAACAGAUGAAGGUUGAGAAAACUUCCGGGGGAACUGAGUCAAUUAAGAAUGAGGGAAAAGACCUAUUCGGAAACUGGCUAGACCAAGAAACCGACCCCGAGCAUCCUUUUUCCUCAAAUGUGUGGUACAGGUACGCCACCUGGGUAGCCCGACAGACCCAUAAGGACCGGUGCUAUGUGUGCUCGUACAUUCCACAGUCAGUAGCACAACCCAGAGUAUUUGCUACCCCUAUGGUGGAUGCCGAGGCUAAAUUGGUAAUAAAAGCAGUGCUGCGGUCAGACAACACCACCACAAAAUACCCAUUAAUAACUAUGCCAGAACAAGUUGUCAGCCUCCAUGCAACCAUGAAUACUAGAAACCUUGUGAUCUGUAACAACCACUCUCAUUGCCAUGCCCAGUGUGUGAAUUUCACCGGCCCGAAUCUCGGAAUGGGAGGGAUUCCAGAACAAGAGUGUGCGACCAUAACCCAAGCCCAAACAGACGUAGAAACCCAGAUGUUGGAUCAAGUAUGGUGGAUGUGCGGAUGGAAAGUGCAUGCCGCCGUGCCAAGGAACGGAUCUGGAAUGUGUGCCCCAGUAACAGUAUCAGACCAUACCUACAUCUUCUACCAAGAACCAGACAUUCCUAAGAAACAUACUAGGAAACGCCGGAGCCUGACUUUCAUCCCUCAUGAUUCGAUAUGGGGAUCAGAUGUACCACCGUAAUUCAAACACCACACGACGGGAGCUAAAAUAAUUCUAGCCCUUUUUCCAUGGGCAGGCACAGCAAAGAAUGCACUCAGGUUGGAAACUGUGGAUUAUCGCCUUCAAGCUUUCAUCAAUGCAACAGUCAUGGGACUGAAAGGUGUGCAGAAGGAACUAGUGGCACUUCGACUAACCACCCUCCAGAAUCGAAUGGCCCUGGACAUGUUAAUGGCCAAGGAGGGUGGGGUCUGUGCCAUGAUAGGGGAGACGUGCUGCACUUACAUACCGGCAGAAAGUAAUUCCACCCUUGCUGAAGCUCUAGCCACAAUGACCAACCUGCAAGCGGCAAUGAAUGCUGACUACCACCCUCCUGAGGGUUGGUUGGACUGGUUCACGUCAGGGUCAUGGGCUAUGGUAUUGUUAAAAUGUGUGGCCCCGUUAGGGAUUAUGCUGGUUGUUUGUAUGUUUGUUUUCUGCUGCUGUAUUCCCAUCAUUCAAGUUAUGGUUAAGCGCACUAUGACUGGGGCUAUGAUCCAGUAUGCUGUAACGAGGACGCGUGUGGAGGACGCGCGCCACCCCUCCCGACGUGGUGUUCGGUGCGCGUCAUC